UCCUGCGGCGGAUCCAGCCGGGACCGGGAUCCCACCAAGAUGGAGCACGAGGAGGACACUCGGGAGAUCCUCCUGCCCAACUGGCAGGGCAGCGGCUCCCACGGCAUCACCAUCGCCCAGACCGACCACGGCGUCUUCGUCCGGCGCGUCCAGCAGAACUCUCCGGCCGCCCGCAUGGGCGUGGUCAAGGAAGGGGAUCAGAUCGUCAGUGCCACCGUCUACUUUGACAAGCUGCAGUCGGGGGAGGCGGCGCAGCUGCUGCAGAGCAUGGGCCAGCACACCGUGGGGCUGCGGCUGCAGCGCCGCGGGGACCGGUCACCGCUGGCCGGACACGGCUGUGGUCAGCUGGGAUUCGUGCCCGGCAGCCCAGAGGUCGUGCUGAGCGGCGAUGAUGAGGAGUACCAGCGCAUCUACACCACCAAAAUCAAACCGCGCCUCAAGUCCGAGGAGGGCCCCGAGGCCGAGGCCGGGGGGACGCAGAGCAGAACCAUCACCGUCACCCGCAAGGUCACCGCCUACACCGUGGAUGUCACCAGCACCGACGGCGACCUCAGCGUCAUCGGCGGCCACGACCUCAACGUCCGCAUCCCCACGCCCGAGCUCGGGACGACGUCCGGCGCCGACGGGACACCUGAGGGACUUCACCUGAGGACAGAGCCCCAGAGCCAAAUUCCUGGUGGAGAAACUGGAAAAUCCCUCCCGGGCUGGAAGGGCUCCGGUGCCUUGCCAGGGUCGCCGCGGAUCGAGGCCAACGGACAGUUUGGAGAUCUGGACGGGUCGUUCCACGUGUCCGGCGGGGCUCCGUGUCCGCAGGGAGAGGUCACUGCCUCGUCACCACCCCUGGAUGUGGGGAAAAUCAAGAUCCCGGCGUUAAAAAUCCCCAAAUUUGGGUUCCAGGCCAGCGGCGAAGCCCCACAGCUGGGCGCCGGGAUGGACGUCACCUGCUCGCCCACACCGGACAUUUCCUCCCCGUCCACCAAAGCCCCGGUGCCGCAGGUGGAUGCGGCGGUCGCAGGUGCCACCAAGGUCCCCUCCCCUCCGCUGGACGUCCCCGGCGUGGAGCUCCAGGCCCCAGACAGCGCCAAGGGGAAAAUCAAAAUCCCGCACUUGACCUUCCCCAAAUUCACGGCCCAGGGCGACGCCGCCGCCACCGUGGAGGUCCCCAAGGGUGUGGCCGGUCCCGAGGUGGAAGGAGAAUGGAAAGGCCCCACCUUCAAGAAGGUGGAAACGCCCCAAAUUUCACUGUCGGAUGUGAACCUGAACCUGAGGGGCCCUAGAGGGGAAGGGGACCUGACAGGACUCGGCCCCAAGGGGCUCCAGGUGGACGUGGCCGGGCCAGGGGGUGGCCUGAAGGGUGUGGAGAUGGACGUUGGUGUGAAGGGGCUGAAGGGAGGAGUGGACGUGGACGUGUCCGUGCCGACCAAGGGGGGUGAAUUGAGUGGGCCUCAACUGGACAUUAAAGGGCCCCAAAUUGGGGUGGAGGUGCCCGGAGUGGACAUCAAAGGCCCUGAGGUGAAGGUGCCCGAGAUGAGCUUCAAGACGCCCCAAAUCUCUGUGCCCGACGUCGACCUGAACCUCAAAGGGCCCGGAGUGAAGGGAAAUCUGGAUGUUUGUGCCCCAAAACUGGAAGGGGAGCUGAAAAGCCCCGGACUGGACAUCAAAGGCCCCAAAAUCGAAGUUGGGAGCCCAGAAACGGAGAUCCAGGGGCCCGAGGGCAAACUGAAGUUCCCCAAGCUGAAAAUGCCCAAAUUUGGGGUGAAGGGAGAGACCCCCAGUGUCGACGUGACUCUUCCCAAAGGGGGGGUGGAUGUCUCCAGCCCCAAGGUGGACGUCAGCAUCCCCAGCGUGGACAUCAAAGGCCCCAAAGUGGACAUUGAAGCGCCUGAAGUGGACAUUCACAGCCCUGAGGGAAGAUUCAAGAUGCCCAAAUUCAAAAUGCCCAAAUUUGGGAUGCCCGGGGUCAAGGCAGAAGGUCCCGAGGUGGACGUGAACCUUCCAAAAGGUGGCCUGGAGGUGUCCAGCCCCAAGGUGGACAUUGAGGCGCCGAGCUUGGACAUCCAGGGGCCUGAAAUGCACCUCAAGGCCCCCAAAAUCUCCAUGCCGGACGUCGACCUGACCCUGAACGGUGCCAAGGCCAGCGGCAACCUGGAUGUGUCCGUGCCGGGUUUGAAGGGUCCCGAAUUGGACAUGAAAGGCCCCAAAGUCGAGGUCGAAUCCCCAGAUUUGAACGUCCAAGGGCCUGAGGGCAAACUGAAGUUCCCCAAGCUGAAAAUGCCCAAAUUUGGGGUGAAGGGUGAGAGCCCCGACCUCGAGGUGGCCAUUCCCAAGGGCAGAGUGGAGGUUUCGGGUCCCGGCGUCGCCGUUGAGGUUCCCGGCGUGGACCUGAAGGGCCCCACGGUGAAGGUGCCUGAGGUCAGCAUGAAAACCCCCCAGAUCUCCAUGCCCGACAUCGACCUGAACCUCAAAGGGCCCAAAGUCAAGGCGGAUUUGGACGUUUCCACCCCAAAACUGGAAGGGGAGCUGAAAACCCCCGGGGUGGACAUCAAAGGCCCCAAAGUCGAGGUUGAAGUGCCGGAUUUGGACAUCCAAGGGCCCGAGGGCAAACUGAAGUUCCCCAAGCUAAAAAUGCCCAAAUUCGGGCUGAAGGGAGAGAGCCCUGAGCUGGAGGUGACGCUCCCGAAGGGGGAAGUGGACAUUUCUGCCCCCAAGGUGGACAUUUCUGCUCCCAAGGUGGACAUCAACGUCCCUAGAGUGGACGUGGAAGGGCCGGAGGUCAAAGGGAAAGGCCUCAAGUUCAAAAUGCCCGAACUCAAUGUUCAGACCCCAAAACUCUCCAUGCCAGAUGUGGAUCUGGGCUUGAAGGCCCCGAAACUGAAAGGGGAUGCCGGAACUCUUGGGCUGAAGGGCCCCAAAAUGGAUGUGAAAGGCCCCAAAGUGGACGUGGAAGGUGCCAAAAUUGAUGUGGAAGGUCCCAAGUUGGAUGUGGAAGGUCCCAAGUUGGAUGUUGACGUGCCUGAGGUGGACUUGGAAUGUCCAGAAGGGAAGAUAAAAGGCCCCAAAUUCAAGAUGCCCAAACUCAACAUCAAAUCCCCCAAAAUCUCGAUGCCAGACGUGGAUCUGAACCUGAAGGGACCCAAAGUGAAGGGGGAUGUGGAUGUGUCCCUCCCCAAGGUGGAAGGGGACGUGAAAGCUCCAGAAAUGCACAUUAAAGGGCCAAAAAUGGACAUUGAGGUGCCCAGCGUAGCUUUGGAGGGCCCUGAGGGGAAGAUCAAAGGUCCCAAGUUCAAGAUGCCUGAGAUGCACAUCAAGACCCAGAAGAUCUCCAUGCCCGAUGUCGACUUCAGCCUGAAGGGCCCCAAGGUCAAGGGGGAUGUGGAUGUGUCGAUCCCAAAGCUCGAGGGUGACCUGAAAUGCCCAGAACUGGACAUCAAAGGCCCCAAAGUGGACAUUGAUGCACCCGAUGUUGACAUUCACGGCCCUGAGGGAAAAUUCAAGAUGCCCAAAUUCAAGAUGCCCAAGUUUGGGCUUAAGGGAGAAGGGCCCGAUGUGAAUCUCCCAAAAGGAGACCUGGAUGUGUCCGGCCCCAAGGUGGAUGUUGAGAUGCCGAGUGUGGACGUGGAGCUGCCCGAGGGGAAGAUCAAAGGCCCCAAGUUCAAGAUGCCUGAGAUGCAUUUUAAGACCCCCAAGAUCUCCAUGCCCGACAUCGACCUGAACCUGAAGGGCCCCAAGAUCAAGGGAGACGUUGAUGUCUCUGUUCCCAAGCUGGAAGGGGACCUGAAAGGUCCCGAAAUUGACCUCAAAGGCCCCAAAGUCGAUGUCAACCUCCCCGAUGUGGAGCUGGAAGGCCCCGAGGGGAAGAUCAAAGGCCCCAAGUUCAAGAUGCCUGAGAUGCACAUCAAGGCCCCCAAAAUCUCCAUGCCCGACUUUGAUCUGAAUCUGAAAGGCCCCAAAGUGAAGGGAGACGUGGACGUGUCACUGCCAAGUGUGGAAGGGGAGCUGAAAGGGCCGAAGCUGGACGUGAAAGGCCCCGAAUUUGAUGUUUCUGCUCCAGAUGUUCAAAUCGAGGGCCCCGAGGGGAAGAUCAAAGGCCCCAAGUUCAAAAUGCCCGAGAUGCACAUCAAGACCCAGAAGAUCUCCAUGCCCGAUGUCGACUUCAGCCUGAAGGGCCCCAAGAUCAAGGGUGACAUUGAUGUUUCUGUCCCCAAGAUUGAAGGUGACCUCAAGGGUCCCCAAGUGGACAUUGAAGCACCCGAAGUUGACAUUCACGGCCCAGAGGGAAAAUUCAAGAUGCCCAAAUUCAAGAUGCCCAAAUUUGGGCUGAAGGGAGAAGGCCCUGAGGUGGACGUGAACCUCCCAAAAGGAGACCUGGAUGUGUCCGGCCCCAAGGUGGACAUUGAAGGUCCAGAGGUGGAUGUGGAGCUGCCCGAGGGGAAGAUCAAAGGCCCCAAGUUCAAGAUGCCUGAGAUGCAUUUUAAGACCCCCAAGAUCUCCAUGCCCGACAUUGACCUGAACCUGAAGGGCCCCAAGAUCAAGGGAGAUGUCAAUGUCUCUGUUCCCAAAGUGGAAGGUGACCUCAAGGGCCCAGAACUGGACAUCAAAGGCCCCAAAAUGGAUAUUGAAGCACCCGACGUUGACAUUCACGGCCCAGAGGGAAAAUUCAAGGUGCCCAAAUUCAAGAUGCCCAAAUUUGGGCUGAAGGGAGAAGGCCCUGAGGUGGACGUGAACCUCCCAAAAGGAGACCUGGAUGUGUCCGGCCCCAAGGUGGACAUUGAAGGUCCAGAAGUGGAUGUGGAGCUGCCCGAGGGGAAGAUCAAAGGCCCCAAGUUCAAGAUGCCAGAGAUGAACAUCAAGGCCCCCAAGAUCUCCAUGCCUGACCUUGACCUGAACCUGAAGGGCCCCAAGAUCAAGGGAGGCGUUGAUGUCUCCAUCCCCAAAUUGGAGGGAGACCUGCCAGGUCCUGAUGUGAACGUGAAAGGUCCAAAGUUGGAUGUGGAUGUUCCUGAGGUGGACGUUGAAGGUCCGGAGGGGAAGUGGAAGGGACCCAAGAUCAAGAUGCCGGAGAUGAACAUCAAGGUGCCGAAGUUUUCUAUGCCUGAUGUCGAUCUGAACCUGAAAGGUCCCAUACUGAAGGGAGAAGUUGGUGUGUCAGCCCCAAACAUAGAAGGUGACGUGAAAGUGCCGGAUCUGGAGUUGAAAGGACCCAAAGUAGAUGUGGAUGUCCCCGACGUGGAGCUGGAGUGUCCCGAGGGGAAGAUUAAAGGCCCAAAGUUCAAGAUGCCCGAGAUGCACAUCAAGGCCCCCAAAAUCUCCAUGCCCGACUUUGAUCUGAAUCUGAAAGGCCCCAAAAUGAAGGGAGACGUGGAUGUGUCCAUCCCAAAAAUCGAGGGAGAUUUGAAGGUCCCAGAUGUCGACAUCAAAGGCCCCAAAGUCGAUGUCAACGUCCCUGACGUGGACCUGGAGUGCCCUGAAGCGAAGCUGAAAGGCCCCAAGUUCAGGAUUCCUGAAAUGCAUUUCAAAACCCCCAAAAUCUCCAUGCCCGACAUCGAUCUGAACCUGAAAGGCCCAAAACUCAAGGGGGACGUCGACAUUUCCGCCCCCAAACUAGAAGGUGACCUGAAAGGCCCAGAGGUGGACAUCAAUGAUCCGAAACUUAACAUCAAAGCUCCUGAUGUGGACAUUGACCUCCCAGAGGGGAAGGUGAAGGGCCCCAAGUUCAAGAUGCCUGAAAUGCACAUCAAGGCCCCCAAAAUCUCCAUGCCUGACUUUGAUCUGAACCUCAAAGGCCCCAAAGUCAAGGGUGACAUCGAUGUGUCCCUGCCCAAGCUUGAAGGGGACCUGAAAGGCCCAGAGGUGUCACUGAAAGGUCCAAAAGUGGACGUUGACGUUCCUGACGUGGAGCUGGAAGGCCCCGGGGGGAAGAUCAAAGGCCCCAAGUUCAAGAUGCCUGAGAUGCACAUCAAGGCCCCCAAAAUCUCUAUGCCCGACUUCGAUCUCAACCUGAAGAGCCCAAAAUUGAAGGGGGAUGUCGAUGUCUCUGUCCCCAAGGUGGAAGGGGACCUGAAGGGCCCAGAACUGGAUAUUAAAGGCCCCAAAGUUGAUGUCAACCUCUCUGAUGUGGAGCUGGAGUGUCCUGAGGGGAAACUGAAGGGCCCCAAGUUCAAGAUGCCUGAGAUGCACAUCAAGGCCCCCAAAAUCUCCAUGCCUGACAUUGACCUGAACCUCAAAGGACCCAAACUGAAGGGGGAUGUCGAUGUUUCUGUUCCCAAGCUAGAGGGUGACCUGAAAGCCCCAGACAUCGAUCUCAAAGGCCCCAAAGUCGAUGUCAACCUCCCGGACGUGGAGCUGGAAGGCCCUGAGGGGAAGAUCAAAGGUCCCAAGUUCAAGAUGCCUGAGAUGCACAUCAAGGCCCCCAAAAUCUCCAUGCCUGACGUCGACUUCAGCCUGAAGGGCCCCAAGGUCAAAGGGGAUGUUGAUGUUUCUGUCCCUAAGCUGGAGGGCCCAGAACUGGACAUCAAAGGCCCCAAAGUGGACAUUGAUGCACCCGAUGUUGACAUUCACGGCCCUGAGGGAAAAUUCAAGAUGCCCAAAUUCAAGAUGCCCAAGUUUGGGCUUAAGGGAGAAGGGCCCGAUGUGAAUCUCCCAAAAGGAGACCUGGAUGUGUCCGGCCCCAAGGUGGAUGUUGAGAUGCCGAGUGUGGACGUGGAGCUGCCCGAGGGGAAGAUCAAAGGCCCCAAGUUCAAGAUGCCUGAGAUGCAUUUUAAGACCCCCAAGAUCUCCAUGCCCGACAUCGACCUGAACCUGAAGGGCCCCAAGAUCAAGGGAGACGUUGAUGUCUCUGUUCCCAAGCUGGAAGGGGACCUGAAAGGUCCCGAAAUUGACCUCAAAGGCCCCAAAGUCGAUGUCAACCUCCCCGAUGUGGAGCUGGAAGGCCCCGAGGGGAAGAUCAAAGGCCCCAAGUUCAAGAUGCCUGAGAUGCACAUCAAGGCCCCCAAAAUCUCCAUGCCCGAUGUCGACUUCAGCCUGAAGGGCCCCAAGGUCAAAGGGGAUGUUGAUGUUUCUGUCCCUAAGCUGGAGGGCCCAGAACUGGACAUCAAAGGCCCCAAAGUGGACAUUGAUGCACCCGAUGUUGACAUUCACGGCCCUGAGGGAAAAUUCAAGAUGCCCAAAUUCAAGAUGCCCAAGUUUGGGCUUAAGGGAGAAGGCCCUGAGGUGGACGUGAGCCUCCCAAAAGGAGACCUGGAUGUGUCCAGCCCCAAGGUGGAUGUUGAGAUGCCGAGUGUGGACGUGGAGCUGCCCGAGGGGAAGAUCAAAGGCCCCAAGUUCAAGAUGCCUGAGAUGCAUUUUAAGACCCCCAAGAUCUCCAUGCCCGAUGUUGAUUUCAACCUGAAGGGCCCCAAAUUAAAGGGAGACGUUGAUGUUUCUCUUCCCAAACUUGAGGGUGAGUCGAAAGCCCCCGACGUUGACAUCAAAGGCCCCAAAGUCGAUGUCAACCUCCCCGACGUGGAGCUGGAAGGGCCUGAGGGGAAGAUCAAAGGCCCCAAGUUCAAGAUGCCAGAGAUGCACAUCAAGGCCCCCAAAAUCUCAAUGCCUGACGUUGACUUCAACCUGAAGGGCCCCAAGAUCAUGGGUGACAUUGAUGUUUCUGUCCCCAAGGUUGAAGGUGACCUCAAGGGUCCCGAAAUUGACCUCAAAGGCCCCAAAGUGGACAUUGAAGCACCCGAUAUUGACAUUCAUGGCCCAGAAGGAAAAAUAAAAUUCCCCAAAUUCAAGAUGCCCAAAUUUGGGCUGAAGGGAGAAGGCCCUGAGGUGGACGUGAACCUCCCAAAAGGAGACAUAGAUGUGUCCUGCCCCAAGGUGGAAAUUGAAGGUCCAGAGGUGGACGUUGAGCUGCCCGAGGGGAAGAUCAAAGGCCCCAAGUUCAAGAUGCCAGAGAUGAACAUCAAGGCCCCCAAGAUCUCCAUGCCCGAUGUCGACUUCAACCUGAAGGGCCCCAGAUUGAAGGGAGACAUGGAUGUUUCCCUUUCAAAGCUUGAAGGUGACCUGAAAUGUCCCGAGAUUGACAUCAAAGGCCCCAAAGUCGAUGUCGACCUCCCCGACAUGGAGCUGGAAGGGCCUGAGGGGAAGAUCAAAGGCCCCAAGUUCAAGAUGCCCGAGAUGAACAUCAAGGCCCCCAAAAUCUCCAUGCCUGAUGUCGACUUCGGCUUGAAGGGCCCCAAGAUCAAGGGUGACAUCGAUGUCUCUGUCCCCAAGCUUGAAGGGGACCUGAAGGGCCCAGAACUGGACCUUAAAGGCCCCAAAGUUGACAUUGAGGUACCUGAUGUCGACAUUCAUGGCCCAGAAGGGAAAAUUAAAAUGCCCAAGUUCAAGAUGCCCAAAUUCGGAUUUUCCGGGCCUAAAGUAGAUGGUCCUGAUGUGGACGUGAACCUCCCCGAGGCCGAGGUCAACAUUUCAGGUCCAAAGGUCGACAUUUCCGUCCCCGACCUGGAGAUUGAAGGCCCCGAUGGGAAACUGAAGGGCCCCAAGUUCAAGAAGCCGGAGUUGCAGUUCAAUGUGCCCAAGAUCUCCAUGCCCGACAUCGACCUCAACCUGAAAGGCCCCAAACUGAAAGGUGACCUCGAUGCUUCUCUUCCCAAGGUUGAGGGUGAGCUGAAAGGUCCCAAACUGGACAUCAAGGGGCCAGAGCUUGAGCUGGAAGGGCCAAAAGUUGACCUCGAAGGAAAAGCUAAAAAAUCCAGGUUUAAACUUCCCAAGUUUGGCUUUUCUGGUCCAAAAGUUCAAAGCCCUGAGGUGGAUGUGAAGCUUAAGAAACCUGAAUUGGAACUGUCUGGCCCAAAGGUCGAGGUCCAAGGUCCAGAUUUGGAUGUCCAGGGGAAAUCCAAGGGCUCCAAAUUCAAAAUGCCUUUUCUGAACAUUUCUUCACCCAAAGUCUCGAUGCCUGACGUGGAGCUGAACCUGAAGGGGCACAAAAUGAAAGGGGAGUUUGACCUGUCCACCCCCAAGCUGGAAGGGGAGCUGAAAGGUCCUGAGGUGGACAUCAAGGGCCCCAAGGUCAACAUCGAGGCCCCUGACGUGGACAUUCACGGCCCAGAGGGGAAAAUCAAAAUGCCCAAGUUCAAAAUGCCCAAAUUUGGUGUUCCUGGGUUUAAAGGGGAGGGGCCAGAGGUGGACAUGAACCUGCCGACGGGAGAAAUGGACUUGUCCGGUCCUAAAGUGGACAUUGAAGGUCUGGAUGUGGACACUGAGGGGGUGGAGGGGAAGAUAAAAGGCCCCAAGUUCAAGAUGCCUGAGAUGAACAUCAAGGCCCCCAAAAUCUCCAUGCCUGACAUCGACCUGAACCUGAAGGGCCCCAAGAUCAAGGGGGACAUGGACGUGUCCCUGCCCGAGGUGGACCUGAAAGGACCCAAGGUGGACGUGGAAGUUCCUGACAUCGACAUGGAAAGUCCGAAAGGAAAAAUCAAAGGCCCCAAAUUUAAAAUGCCCGACAUGAACAUCAAAGCUCCCAACCUCUCCAUGCCCGACCUGGACCUCAACCUGAAAGGUCCCAAGGUCAAAGGGGGGGUGGAUGUCAAUCUGUCUGCACCAAAAAUCGAAGGAGAUCUGAGUUUGCCGGAUGUCAACAUCAAAGGGCCCAAAGUGGACAUUGAAGGUCCAGAGCUGGACGUUGAAGGCCCCGAGGGGAAGAUCAAAGGCCCCAAGUUCAAGAUGCCAGAGAUGAACAUCAAGGCCCCCAAAAUCUCCAUGCCUGAUGUCGACUUCAACCUGAAGGGCCCCAAGAUCAAGGGUGACAUUGAUGUCUCUGUCCCCAAGCUUGAAGAUGACCUCAAAGGCCCCGAAAUUGACCUCAAGGGCCCCAAAGUGGACAUUGAAGCACCUGAUGUCGAUAUUCACGGCCCAGAGGGAAAAUUCAAGAUGCCCAAAUUCAAGAUGCCCAAAUUUGGGCUGAAGGGAGAAGGCCCUGAGAUGGACGUGAACCUCCCAAAAGGAGACCUGGAUGUGUCCGGCCCCAAGGUGGACAUUGAAGGUCCAGAGGUGGACGUGGAGCUGCCCGAGGGGAAGAUCAAAGGCCCCAAGUUCAAGAUGCCUGAGAUGCAUUUUAAGACCCCCAAGAUCUCCAUGCCCGACAUCGACCUGAACCUGAAGGGCCCCAAGAUCAAGGGAGACGUUGAUGUCUCUGUUCCCAAAGUGGAAGGGGACCUGAAAGGUCCCGAAAUUGACCUCAAAGGCCCCAAAGUCGAUGUCAACCUCCCCGACGUGGAGCUGGAAGGCCCCGAGGGGAAGAUCAAAGGCCCCAAGUUCAAGAUGCCUGAGAUGCACAUCAAGGCCCCCAAAAUCUCCAUGCCCGACUUUGAUCUGAACCUGAAAGGCCCCAAAGUGAAGGGAGACGUGGACGUGUCACUGCCAAGUGUGGAAGGGGAGCUGAAAGGGCCGAAGCUGGACGUGAAAGGCCCCGAAUUUGAUGUUUCUGCUCCAGAUGUUCAAGUCGAGGGCCCUGAGGGGAAGAUCAAAGGCCCCAAGUUCAAGAUGCCUGAGAUGCACAUCAAGGCCCCCAAAAUCUCCAUGCCGGACCUAGACCUGAACCUCAAAGGCCCCAAACUGAAGGGGGACGUCGAUCUCUCUGUCCCCAAGCUGGAAGGUGACAUGAAGGGCCCAGAACUGGACAUUAAGGGCCCCAAAGUUGAUGUCGACCUCCCUGAUGUAGAGCUGGAAGGGCCUGAGGGGAAGAUCAAAGGCCCCAAGUUCAAGAUGCCCGAGAUGCACAUCAAGGCCCCCAAAAUCUCAAUGCCUGAUGUUGACUUCCACCUGAAGGGCCCCAAGAUCAAAGGUGACGUUGAUGUUUCUGUCCCCAAGGUUGAAGGUGACCUCAAGGGUCCAGAAAUUGACCUCAAAGGCCCCAAAGUGGACAUUGAAGCGCCCGAUGUUGACAUUCACGGCCCUGAGGGAAAAUUCAAGAUGCCCAAAUUCAAGAUGCCCAAGUUUGGGCUGAAGGGAGAAGGGCCCGAGGUGGACGUGAACCUCCCAAAAGGAGACCUGGAUGUAUCCGGCCCCAAGGUGGAUGUUGAGAUGCCGUGUGUGGACAUGGAGCUGCCCGAGGGGAAGAUCAAAGGCCCCAAGUUCAAGAUGCCUGAGAUGCAUUUUAAGACCCCCAAGAUCUCCAUGCCCGACAUCGACCUGAACCUGAAGGGCCCCAAGAUCAAGGGAGACGUUGAUGUCUCUGUUCCCAAGCUGGAAGGGGACCUGAAAGGUCCCGAAAUUGACCUCAAAGGCCCCAAAGUUGAUGUCAACCUCCCCGACGUGGAGCUGGAAGGCCCCGAGGGGAAGAUCAAAGGCCCCAAGUUCAAGAUGCCUGAGAUGAACAUCAAGGCCCCCAAAAUCUCCAUGCCCGACUUUGAUCUGAACCUGAAAGGCCCCAAAGUGAAGGGAGACGUGGACGUGUCACUGCCAAGUGUGGAAGGGGAGCUGAAAGGGCCGAAGCUGGACGUGAAAGGCCCCGAAUUUGAUGUUUCUGCUCCAGAUGUUCAAAUCGAGGGCCCCGAGGGGAAGAUCAAAGGCCCCAAGUUCAAAAUGCCCGAGAUGAACAUCAAGGCCCCCAAAAUCUCCAUGCCCGACGUCAGCUUCGGUCUGAAGGGCCCCAAGGUCAAGGGGGAUGUGGACGUAUCGGUCCCAAAAUUGGAAGGUGACCUGAAGGGCCCAGAACUGGACAUUAAGGGCCCCAAAGUGGACAUUGAUAUGCCCGACGUCAACAUUCAUGGUCCAGAAGGGAAAAUAAAAUUCCCCAAAUUCAAGAUGCCCAAAUUUGGGCUGAAGGGAGAUGGCCCUGAGGUGGACGUGAACCUCCCAAAAGGAGACCUGGAUGUGUCCGGCCCCAAGGUGGACGUUGAGAUGCCGAGUGUGGACGUUGAGGGGCCCGAGAUCAAAGGCCCCAAGUUCAAGAUGCCCGAAAUGCACAUCAAAGCCCCUAAAAUCUCCAUGCCUGACGUUGACCUGAACCUGAAGGGCCCUAAGGUCAAAGGCGAUGUGGACGUGUCCCUUCCAAGUGUGGACGGAGAGCUGAAAGGUCCUGAGGUCAAUGUCACCGCCCCCGACGUCUCCAUCGACAGCCCUGAGGGCAAAUUCAAACUGCCCAAGUUCAAGAUGCCCAAAUUCUCCAUGCCUGGAUUCAAAGGGGAUGGACUGGAUGUGGACCUGACCCCCCCCAAGUGCGAUGUGGACAUUUCUGGCCCCAGCGUGGACGUGGAGGCUCCUGAGCUGAGCAUGGACGGGAAAGUCAAAGGUCCCAAAUUUUCCAUGCCCGAGAUGCACAUCAAGGCCCCCAAGAUCUCCAUGCCUGAUGUUGACUUCAACCUCAAAGGUCCCAAACUCAAGGGGGAUGUCAAUGUUUCUGUUCCCAAACUCGAGGCUGACCUGAAAGGUCCCGAAAUUGAUCUCAAAGGGACCAAAGUCGAUGUUGACCUCCCCGACAUGGAGCUGGAAGGGCCUGAGGGGAAGAUCAAAGGCCCCAAGUUCAAGAUGCCUGAGAUGCACAUCAAGGCCCCCAAAAUCUCAAUGCCUGACGUUGACUUCAACUUGAAGGGCCCCAAAGUGAAGGGUGACAUCGAUGUCUCUGUCCCCAAGCUGGAGGGUAACCUGCAGUGCCCAGAUGUUGACCUCAAAGGCCCCAAACUGGACAUUCAGGCGCCAGAUGUGACCCUGGAAGGACCUAAGGUCAAGAUGCCUGAAAUUCACAUCAAGACUCCGCAGAUCUCCAUGCCCGACAUCGACCUGAACCUGAAGGGGCUGAAGGUCAAAGGUGAUGCCGACCUUCACGGCCCCAAGUUCGAGGGGGGUCUGAAGGGCCCCGGGGUCGAUAUCAAAGGCCCCAGAGUCGAUAUCGAGGGCCCGGAGGUUGAUGUUGAUGGUCUGGAGGGGAAAGUGAAGCUGCCCAAAAUGAAAAUCCCCAAAUUUGGCUUUAAAGGGGAAGGUCCCGAUGUGGAUGUGAAUUUGCCAAAGGCCGAGGUGGAUCUGUCCGGCCCCAAGGUUGACCUCAGCAUGCCAGAGGUCAACGUUGAAGGUCUGGAGGGCAAAGUGAAAGGUCCUAAACUGAAAAUGCCUGAAAUGCACAUGAACGUCCCCAAAAUCUCCAUGCCAGAGAUAGACUUGAACUUGAAAGGCCACAAAACCAAGGGCGGCUUCGACAUUUCCACCCCGAAGGUGGAAGGUCACCUGAAAGGGCCUGAAGUCAACCUCAAAGGCCCCGAGUUCGGGGUCAAAGGCCCCGAAGUUGAUGUCGAAUGUCCCGACCUGAGCAUCGAGGGCCCGGAGGCCAACGUCAAAGUUCCCAAGUUCAAAAAGUCCAAAUUUGGGUUUGGGAUGAAAAGCCCCAAGGCAGAGGUUAUACCUGAUUUACCUGAGGCAGAGAUGAACUUGGAGUCACCUGAGGUCCACCUGUCCGGGAAGGGCAAGAAGAGCAAGUUCAAGAUGCCCAAAAUCCACAUGAGCGGCCCCAAAGUGAAGGGGAAGAAGGGGGCGUUCGACGUGAACGCGGCGGGGGCAGAGCUGGACGCCGAGCUCAACGUCAGCGGCCCCGACGUCACCGCCAUGAAGUCCCCCAAAGGCAAGAGACACAUGUUUGGUAAGAUCUCCUUCCCGGAUGUGGAAUUUGACCUCAAAUCGCACAAAUUCCGCGGGGAGGCCUCGGUGGGGGUCCCGAAAGUGGAGGGCGAUCUGGAGGUCAAGGGCGACCUCAAGGGCCCGAGCCUCAACGUGGACGUUGAAGGUCCCGAUGUGAACGUGAAAAGCCCAAAAUUCAAACUCCCCGGGGUCCAGGUGGGCACGGGGGAUGUGAAAAUCGGGGGGGACCUGAAGGGCCCCGGGAUCGAUGUCGCCGUCCCCUCACCGGCGAUGCCGGAUCUCGACAUCGGCGUGAAAGGACUGAAAGUCAAAGGUGAAGCUGGCAUUGCUGGAGCACAACUGGAAGGUCCUGAGGUGAAACUGGGAUUGCCCAAGGGGGGGAAAACAGGUUUGGGGCUGGAAAUGCCGGACGUGAGCACGGACGUGGAUGUGAAGCUCAAAGGGCCCCAAAUCUCCAGGCCUGAGUUGGAGGGGAACUUGAAAGGACCAAAAUUAAAGGGAGAUGUGGACAUUUCGGGCUCCGUCCAAGGGCCCGGCGUCACCCUGGACACGCCCGGCCUGGACCUCGGCGGCCUGGGAGGGAAGGUGAAGCUACCCACGGUGAAGUCCCCAACGCUGGAGGUCCAGGGGGGUGUCCCCUGCUCCGUCCAGUCCUCAGGGGCCUCCCUGGACCUCCAGGGGCCCUCUCUGGACAUUUCCGGCGUGGAUUUGGAUGUCAACCUGAAAGGACCAAAGUUGAAAGGAGAUGUCGGUGCCAAAACCCCGCAAACGUCGGCGGACGACUCUGCCUUCGAAAUUUUAGGGGGCACCAUCAAACUUCCAUCCCUGAAGCUGCCCCAGUUCAGCAUUUCCGGCCCCAGCGUGGACGGAGGGGACGCAGGGGUCACUCUGGAGGGCCCCCAGGUCAAGGGGGGACUGAAGGGCUCCAGUUUGGGGCUGGAAGGCCCCGAGGUGGGACUGAAAGGGCCGAAAUUCUCCAUGCCGGAUGUUGACCUGAGGCUGAAAGGACCAAACGUGGACGUGGCUGGAGAUAUCAAAGGGUCAAAGGUCAGCGUUGAAGCCCCUCAUGGGGGGGUGGGCGCCCACCUGGAGGCUCCAGGCCUGGAAGUGUCCGGCUCGGGAUUGAACGUCAAUGUGAAAGGGCCGAAGGUCAAAGGCGCGGCCGAGGUGAUGCCGCCGUCGGUCGGCGCCGGUUCCGGAACCUUCCACGCCACCGGCCCCAAGGUGAGCAGCGAGGGCGGCCAGGUCAAAGUGUCCUUCCCCAAGCUGAGGAUGCCGAAAUUCGUCUUCUCCGAGCCCGAGGCCAAGGGCCGUGAGGUUGGGGUGGAUGUCGACUUCCCCGGCGCCGACGUGGCCGAGCCGGAGCCGGACGAGGCCGAUGCGAGGCUAAAGAAAUCCAAGCUCAAGAUGCCCAAAUUCAACUUCUCCAAGCAGAAGGGGCGCGGCACCCCGGGGUCCCCCGAGGCGUCGGGGUCGGUGUCCGGCUCCAAGGGCGACCUGAAGAGCUCUAAGGUGAGCCUGGGCUCGGCCGAGGGUGAGCCGGAGGCCGAGGCUCCGGCGACCAAAGCCAAGUUCUCGCUGUUCCGCAGCAAGAAACCGCGGCCGCGCUCGUCGUCCUUCAGCGAUGACCACUCGGCCGAGCCGGACGCCGCCUCCAGGCAGCCCAAGAGCAAAUUCGGGACCUUCGGGGGCAUCGGCUCCAAGGCCAAGGGGUGCUACGAGGUGACGGCCGGUGAUGAGGACGGGGGGCGGGCGCCGGGCCCCCCCGAAUCCCGCCCGUCUUCGUCCUCGUCCUGCGAGGGCGUGGCCCGGGGCGGGCUCCAGGUGCCCGGCCUGGAGCUGGCGGUGGCCACCAAACGCAAGGAGUGACCACCGGGGUGGGGGUUGUACAUAGGCCUGGACAGAGGAGGGACCCCCCCCGCGUGUACAGAGACGGGGGGGAGGGGCUGGGGGGGUCCCCUCUGGAUUUUUUGGGGUCCUCCCUGAGCUGACAGCUUCAAUUCUUCCCUCCUCAAUUUUUUUUCUUUUUUUCUUUUUUUUAAAUAUUUUUAUUGGGGUUUAUUUUUGUCCCGUUUUUUUCUCCCCUCCCCCCCCCCCCCCCCGAAUAUGUUCAGUGUUUGGUUAAUGGAAAUUAAAUUUGUUUUGUAUUUUUUUUUAUUUUUUUCCCCUUCGUUUUUACCUUUUUUGUCUUUUUUUUUUUUUUCUCCCCUGGGGCUGAAGUUUCUGUUCAGUUGAUGGAUUUACUAAAAAUCUUGGUUUUUUUUUUUUUUUGUUUGUCUUUUUUUUUUUUUUUUUGGGUUUGUGAAGCAAAUGAAACCAAAACUGUGGAUUUUUUUAUUUCAAAUAACAACCAAAACUGUGGAUUUAUUAAUAAAAAAACUAACAAAACCAUGGAUAUAUUCAAUAAAUUAACCAAACCUGUGGAUAUAGUGAAUAAAUUAACCGAAGCUAUGGAAAUAUUAAAGAAUAAAGCAAAAAUGUGGAUUUACUAGAAAAAGAAGCCAAAUGAAAUGGAAUUUUUAAAAAGAAAAGAAGAAAAAAUGUGGAUCCAUUAAGAGAUCCAUUAAGAAGAUCUUUAUAAAGAUCUACUAAAGAAAUAAUUUUUGAAAAAAUUCAAUAAAAUAAUUAACAGAGACCAAAUUAAGUCUGUUAAGAAAAUAAACCAAAGAGAACGGCCUCUCUCAAAAAAAAAAAAAAAUUAAAAUGGGUUUAUCCAAAAAAAAAACCACAAAAAUAUUGAUUUAUUGAGCAGAAUACACCAAAAAAACAUGGAUUUAUUGAAAAAUAAACCAAACCCGUGGGAUUAUUAAUAAAAACAAACCAAAAACAAAAAACAAAAAAAAAAAAACCAAAAAAAAAACAACCCCGCGGAUUUAUUAAUAAAAACAAACAAAAAAAAAAAACCCCAAAAAAAAACCAACCCCGCGGAUUUAUUAAUAUAAACAAACCAAAGAAACACAACUCUGACCUCUGCAACUGAGAAGUGUCCCCAGAGCUCGGAAAAUUUAAUCCGUGGCGCAAGACCUGGAGAUCGAAUGACUCCGGGAAGGACGGAGCGAGCCCAGAGCCACUCCCGAGGUUUUCCUUGCAGCUUUAUUUUCAUUUUUUUUCUUUUUUUCUCGGCUGCUUUUUCGAGUGUUUUCUUUUUUUUUUGUUGUUGUUGUUGUUGUUGUAUUUGUUACGUUAUUUGUAUUAUAAUUUGAUAAAAGCACCCAUUUCUGUCUUGUUUCGCCCCAAAAUUAAAAGGUGCGUCGGGCAUCCGGGAUAAAGUUUUGUUUAUGAGGAUUUUUUUGGGGGAAGUUUAAAUAAAUUAAAUUAAAAAAAAAAAAAAAAAAUCCCCAGAAAAUAUCAACCUGUUCCCUUUGCAGCACUUUAACAGCGAAUUAAUGGGAGAAAAACCAGGGUGGAAAAUGCAAAUAAAAAAAACGUUUAUUAACCAUGAUUUUCGUGCAUUUGGGAUGUUGUUUUUGUGUUUUUUUUUUUUUCCAGGUCAUAUUUGGGGUAUUAUGCUCAAAUUGGAUCCUCCCUCUGGAUUUGGGGGGAAUCACGAACCUCCCCCCCCCCCUCCAAAAAAAACCCAAAAAAACCUGGGGUCCAGUCCCCUCCCCCCAGCUCCAAUUUCAGGUCCCCACUCCCACCAGGG
This is a messenger RNA of Cinclus cinclus, 17251 nucleotides long. RefSeq names its product AHNAK nucleoprotein (gene AHNAK). NCBI's taxonomy places the organism in Eukaryota, Metazoa, Chordata, Aves, Passeriformes, Cinclidae. Gene Ontology annotation, biological process: regulation of RNA splicing. The transcript is spliced from 4 exons. Gene Ontology annotation, molecular function: protein binding. Gene Ontology annotation, cellular component: costamere; nucleus; cytoplasm. The record is from RefSeq and is a predicted model, not a curated record. The coding region runs from base 40 to 15477 and encodes 5145 amino acids.